Molecule: messenger RNA, 336 nt
Organism: Medioppia subpectinata
Lineage: Eukaryota; Metazoa; Arthropoda; Arachnida; Sarcoptiformes; Oppiidae
Source: the annotation of a GenBank genome assembly
UCGUCCAACGACGAGCGAGAACACGCCCAACGGCUGAUGGACUUCCAGAACAAACGCGGCGGUCGUAUUGUCCUCCAAGACAUACCCAAACCCGUCAAACAGGAGUGGAGUUCGUGUCUCGAAGCGAUGGAAGCGGCGCUCGAGUUGGAGAAGACCGUCAAUCAGGCGCUCCUCGACUUGCAUGGCAUCGCCUGCAAGAACAACGAUCCGCAGUUCCAGGACUUCUUGGAGACCCAUUAUCUGACGGAACAGGUGGACUCCAUCAAGAAGUUGGCCGAUUACGUGACUAAUCUGAAGCGUGUGGGUUCGGGUCUGGGAGAGUAUAUGUUCGAUAAG